Molecule: messenger RNA, 2856 nt
Organism: Chelmon rostratus (copperband butterflyfish)
Lineage: Eukaryota; Metazoa; Chordata; Actinopteri; Chaetodontiformes; Chaetodontidae
Product: protein phosphatase 1H-like
Exons: 10
Coding region: 287-1873 (528 amino acids)
Biological process (GO): protein dephosphorylation
Molecular function (GO): protein serine/threonine phosphatase activity
Source: RefSeq, a predicted model, not a curated record
CCGAGCCGUUAUCAAUGACUCUCCAUGGGGUUGUGCAGGAUUUUACUUAAAGCAUCGUUGCUGUUUUCAUCAUCCUCCCCUCCGGCUGCGGCGGUUGUCUCCCCUCUGAAUGAAUGAAGCUUUAACCAUCUGAGGGUCUCCUCCUCCUCCUCCUCCUCCGCCGCCGCCUCUUUAUUCUCCAUCGAGCCUGUCGUCGACCAGCGCGGCCGAGCUGGGGGGCAAUCCUGGGAAAGGGAGCCGCGGCGCCGCGCACCGGCCGACGGACGCCCCGCCGCGACGCGCCACCAUGCUCACCCGGGUCAAGUCCGCCGUGGCCGGGUUCAUGGGUGGAAUCAUGGCCGGGGGCAGCUCCGGCGGAGGGAGCAACACUGGCUCCGAGCUGCCGCUGAAAUUCCCGUACAUGAGACCUCAAUUCCUAGGACUGUCCCCGGAUGAGAUCGAGUGCUCCGCGGACCACAUAGCCCGACCCAUCCUCAUCCUGAAGGAAACCAGGAGAUUACCGUGGGCCACCGGAUACGCUGAGGUGAUCAACGCUGGUAAGAGUGCGCUGAAUGAGGACCAGGCCUGCUGCGAGGUGGUCGUAGCUAGGAGGAGGCCGAUGAGCUACUGCCCUCCAUCCACGCCCAGCAAAACCCCCACGGCCAAGAGACGUAACUCCCUGCCCAACGGAGAGGGCCUGGGGCUCUGUAUGGAGCACAGCAAGCUGGGAGAGGACAGUGAAGGACUGGUGUUCCACUACUGGGCCUUGUUCGAUGGCCACGCUGGUUCAGGUGCAGCAGUUGUGGCCUCCCGCCUACUGCAUCACCACAUCGCCUGCCAGCUCCAGGCCGUCAUCGAGAUCCUGCGCAACCUGGCCUCCCCGCCCCCGACAAUCCUGGGCGAGGAGCCCGACAACAACCCCUACCUCCAGGGAAACACCCCGGGCCCUCACCGCGCACUGACCCGGGCCGCUUCGCUGCGCGGGGCCACGGGUGCACCGGGGUCCCCGUGCAGCACCCCGCCGCCGCCACGCUUCUUUACGGAGAAGAAGAUCCAGCAUGAGAGCCUGGUGAUAGGAGCCAUAGAGAACGCCUUCAAAGAGAUGGAUGCCCAGAUUGAGAAGGAGAAGCAGGUCUAUAACGUCACAGGAGGAUGCACAGCCCUCACUGUGGUUUACCUGCUGGGAAAACUAUACGUUGGGAAUGCAGGUGACAGCAGGGCAAUCAUUAUCAGAAACAAUGAGAUCAUUCCCAUGUCCACGGAGUUCACACCAGAAUCAGAACGACAGCGGCUCCAGUUCCUGGGUUUCAUGCAGCCUCACCUGUUAGGAAAUGAGUUCACGCACCUGGAAUUUCCCCGGAGAGUUCAGAGGAAGGAGGUGGGCAAGAGGAUGCUCUACAGAGAUUUCACCAUGAAUGGAUGGGCGUACAAAACCAUUGAGGAUGAAGAUCUCAAGUUUCCACUGAUAUAUGGGGAAGGGAAAAAGGCACGGGUGUUGGCCACCAUCGGCGUGACCCGUGGGCUCGGUGACCAUGACCUCAAGGUUCAUGACUCCAACAUCUACAUCAAGCCGUUCCUCUCCUGUUGCCCUGAGGUUAAGGUGUAUAACCUGACGCAGUAUGAGCACGGCGCCGAUGAUGUUCUGGUCAUGGGAACCGACGGCCUCUGGGACGUCCUCUCCAACCAGGAAGUAGCCGAAGCCGUCACCACGUUCCUAGCCAACUGUGACCCUGAUGACCUGCACAGGUAUACAAUGGCAGCACAAGACCUGGUGAUGCGAGCGCGCGGCGUGCUGAGGGACCGAGGCUGGAGGAUCACCAAUGAGCGUCUGGGCUCCGGGGACGACAUCUCGGUCUUCAUCAUACCGCUGAUGUACGGCAACCGUCAGCCCUGAGGAGCCCGGCAGACACGCCGCGGUUCACAGACCUGAAGGGCACGCAGGCUCGUAAACCAACAGGGCUGAUUAGUCCUGGACUGAGAUUCCCCCUUCAGUCUCCUUAGUGCUGUUUGCACAUUUCUUUUCUUCCUCAGACCAAGGAUACACUAAACAUUUGGAUAUUUAGAUUGUUUCACAUCUCUAUAGGAAUGGCUGCUCAGGGGAACCACAGUCAGCACUUUGUUGAUUUUUAAAGCCUCAAAAGUCAGAAAAACGCCCAACAUAAAAACACAUGGUCAUUUAAUUUGUCAUUAAUCCAAAGAAGUGAUUUGGCCUGUUUAACGUUGAUAAAAGUGAUGGAAAAAUCUUGAAUUGUUGGUCACAGCAGUUCCAGGACGCCCCUGAACUUCUGCAGAGAUGUGAAAGCUGAAAUAGAUGAAUACCCUUCCAAAGUGAAGAAAAGACCCCUUUCCUUUCUUUCUGUCCUUCUUACCUCUCUUGCAGUGCUGUACAAUACUUGGCUCCUCCUCUUUUUGUCUUCUCCUGUACUGUACAGUCAACAUGUUUGUAAAAAGAAAAAAGAAAAACUGUCCUUUGUCUCGUGAGCAUGGACGGAGCUGACGGGUCAGCUGCGCUCUCUGUUUCGCCACAGUGUGGCUUUGGAGGGUUCACUUGUUGAAGAACUGCUUCCAGACUGCUUUUCAGAUUACAGACCGAUCGCACGCCGAGAUGUCGGCUGGCACGAGCCCCGAAAGCUUCGCGUGCAGUCGGCAAGACUGACCAGUGUGGACGCGGGAGGCAGGAGACAAGAAGGGCCUGACGUUACUGUAGCAAAGCAGAUCAGGAAUCAGUUUUACUGUUGAGUGAGCCUGCGUGGAUCAACAGGACAUAGCUUGAUGUGGUUUUUGAUAAGAACAUUUUACAUCUGCAUCGAAAAAAGGGUCAGUGUUAAGCAAUUUAAUCUGAAUUCAAAAAUAUUACUAAGAAUCAAUCAAAAUCAC